UGGCUGUCUCUGUCCUACGGAAACUAAGGCCAGCGAGUCCGAAAUCCUAGAGAGGCUGCCAGGGAAGGGAGUGGGGAGGCCACUUCCCUCUUGUCCGGAGUGCAGCAGCCACAGCUCCUUCCGAGGAAAAGAUUCUCUUCAUGGCCAAAUGAAUAAAGGCAUCUUUUUACAGUCAGAGGCAACCCAAUAGAAAGGGGAGGAGAUGGAACAGCGGGACCCAAAAGGACCUGGACCUGACAAGAGAGCAAGGAAAGGCACCAAUCCCAUCCAAACUGGGAUUUCUGUUGAAUUCUGGGAGAGAGCUGUGCCAGAGAUCUGCGAUCAGGAGCCCCUGAACUCAGAAGUACUUUGCUUCCAGCAGUUCCACUACCAUGAGGCUGAUGGACCUCGAAAGGUUUGCAGCCAGCUCCAUGGACUUUGCAACCAGUGGCUGAAGCCAGAGGAGCACUCCAAGAAGCAGAUCCUGGACCUGGUGAUCCUGGAGCAGUUCCUGACCCUUCUGCCUCAAGAAAUGCAGCACUGGGUCAGAGGAUGCGGGCCAGAGACCAGUUCCCAGGCAGUGGCCCUGGCAGAAGGUUUCCUCCUGAGUCAGGCAGAGGAGAAAAGGCAGGCAGAACAGACGUGGAAUCUAUCUGUGAAGAUGGAAGCUAAGUUCUCUGAGAUGGAAAAAGGGGCGUUGGGGGAAAGGCAGCAGGCCCAGGAACAUGCUCAUGAUGCCCUCUCAUGUGGGUUGUUGUGCCGAUAGAAAGGAGAGGAGAAUAAUGUAUGCUGCAUUGGUCCCCGCUGUGGAGAAACCUGGGAUAAUAUGAAAUAAAAGAAUAUUACCGAAGAUGGGAGGCAGAUGAAAGGGAGCAUGCUGAAUGGCUAUGAGAUGGAGAAUCAGGCAGGCAGUGAAGAGAGAAUGUUGAUCCACUCUCUUUGCACAGGUGUGGAA
Messenger RNA from Sphaerodactylus townsendi, 934 nucleotides. Its product is annotated as zinc finger and SCAN domain-containing protein 30-like. Bases 203 to 745 code for a protein of 180 amino acids. The record is from RefSeq and is a predicted model, not a curated record. Lineage: Eukaryota; Metazoa; Chordata; Lepidosauria; Squamata; Sphaerodactylidae. The transcript is spliced from 5 exons.